AGCCAUGCGCUGCUCCCUGCGCGUCUGGGUGCUGCUGGGGUCCCUGGCCCUGCUCUUCCUCACCUCCCUGCUCUUCUCCCUCUCCCUCCGGGGGGGCACCGGGUUGCCAUACCUGGAUCCCCCCAGCUGGGAGGAGUCCCGGAGGGUCAAGCUGGUGCCUAGCUACGCCGGCACCCACCGGCUCGGUCCACAAGGGGGUGCCCAGCCCAAAACCUGCGCCUGCCAGCACUGUGUGGGAGACCCCGGUGUCUCGGAGUGGUUCGACGAGAACUACGAUCCUGACAUAUCGCCUGUCUGGACCCGGGACAACAUCCAACUGCCCUCCGAUGUGUACUACUGGUGGGUGAUGCUGCAGCCGCAGUUCAAGCCCCACAGCAUACAGCAGGUGCUGACCCGCCUCUUCCAGGUCAUUCCAGGACACUCCCCCUACGGGUCCUGGGACCCCGCCCGCUGCCAGCGGUGCGCAGUGGUGGGGAACUCGGGCAACCUGCGGGGGGCGGGGUACGGGAGGCUGAUCGACGGACACAACUUCAUCAUGAGGAUCAACCUGGCUCCCACGGUGGGCUAUGAGGAGGACGCAGGGAGCCACACCACGCACCACUUCAUGUACCCCGAGAGCGCCAAGAACCUGGCGGCCAACGUCAGCUUCGUCCUGGUGCCCUUCAAAACCCUGGAUCUUCUGUGGAUCACCAGCGCACUGUCCACCGGCCAGAUACGCUUUACCUAUGCUCCAGUAAAGCAGUUCCUGCGCGUCGAUAAAGACAAGGUCCAGAUCUACAACCCGGCUUUCUUUAAGUACAUCCAUGACCGCUGGACCCGGCACCACGGCCGCUACCCCUCCACAGGCAUGCUGGUGCUGUUCUUCGCUCUGCACGUGUGCGACGAGGUGAAUGUAUUUGGCUUUGGGGCUGACAGCCGAGGGAAUUGGCACCACUAUUGGGAGCAGAACCGGUAUUCCGGAGAGUUCCGUAAGACAGGGGUCCACGAUGCUGACUUUGAGGCCCAAAUCAUAGACUCUCUGGCCAAGGCUGGCAAGAUCACUGUGUUCCCUGGGAAGUGAGGCGGGUGGAACAGCAGGAAAAGAAAACUACACUACCCAUCAGCCACUAGGCUCUCUGCUUGCAUGUUCGUGCACAUGUACUCUGGAUGAAUUGUGGGCCUAAAGUAUUAAACCAGUAAACUCUGAUCAUAACCCUGCAGACAUUCCAAACAACGGUUUUGAGACUGAUCCGGGAUCAGUGCUUGGGGCCAUUAUCUACCUACUGAAAUACUCUUCAAACCGCUUAUCACUUUUAGCUUCAACAUGGGAGCAGAUUUGGGAUGUUCUACCUCCUGCUGCAGAGUUCAGGAUUUUCACUGGUGCCCCAGUAUUGCCCCCUGCGGGCAAACAGCCCUCCCCUCUGUGUCAGGAAAGUGUUUCUCGGAGAACGGACCGCACUGCGCUCUGUCAAUCAAAGGGUUGGUCGAGGGUUGCCAAGUAUGGUUCCUUUUCAACCAAUUUACUGUGGGAAUACAGACAGACUCUGGGAACUCCCCCAUUCACUUGACUGGCAAGGGAGGUGGGGACUUUGACUCCAGGACCCCCCUCCAUAUAGCAAAGGUGGUCACUAGGGGGAGCCGGAGAGUGAAGUUUACAUGCUCUUUUGACUAAAGGACUUUACGUUUACCAUUAAUUAAAUUUCUGUUUGUGUUUUAUAAAUGGUAAAGUUAACUUUGGGCCGAGCCAUAAGUCAUGUUAAGGCUGCACCAUCAGUGUUUGUUUUUGUUUUAUGUUUUUUUGCUUUUGUUCGUUUGUUUUAUUUGGGUUCGAUUUGAAGCCCUCACGUUCCGGUCCUCUUAUUGUGCUCUCAGAGGUCACGUGACUGACGGACCUGCUGAUUGGGUGUGCAGGAGGAGGCGGGCCGCACUGCGUCGCCCAGCUGCCUCCGUAGAGACAAGGACAUCGCUCUCUGAUUGGCUAUGAUCUCUGAUAGGUUCAAGCUUUCUGACUUAUAAUUGGCAGAAUAGAAUAUCGUGGAGGUAGUUUAACUGCGGCGCUCAGUCUACACAGGUGCAGACAUGUCUUCAGCAUCAGCGCAGGCACAUAUUCGAGGCUGGGCAACAGAACACAGAAGCUUGUCAACAAUGUCACGGACACAUAGAGACACUACUGCAGUGACGGUACCUGAUGCACGGAUACACACAGCAACACGUACACAGGCACAUAGCAGAGACACUUCUUUAGAGACAGCAGCUGACAUAAACAUAUACGUAUUAAGAGGAAGCAGGAGGUUGCUGCUUGUUGUGAUUGGCCUUCAUAUAUACAUGCACUCAAACAUAAACACACACUGUACAGUUUAAGAUCACUUGAUGUGACCGUAUAUGUUCCAGAGGUGCCCUGCGACCACCUCUGUCCGCCAAAAGGCAGAAGAUACAACAACAUAGAAUUGUGUCACAACGCAAAUUCCCCAUAUGGAAAGCAUUCGGCUUUCCACCUCGUCCGUUCCCUGAACCGUAUCACCGGCGAUAUCUUUAUCGAAUGACAGCUCGGCCAGUGGAGCCGCUGUCUCUUCAAAUGAAGGAAUCACACCAGCCGCAGACAACGGACUCGCCCGUGCCACUCGCGCUUGUGCGCUGCAGAGGAACGCCGAGCAGAACAUCAGUCCGUCAUCGAUUUUCUGCCUCGACAUUUCUUCCCUCAUGUCGCGCUGCCAUGGAAACCAGACCGAUGUCUGUCAGAGCCAGUCGAUUCCGCCGCCACACAGAGCGGUAACCAGAAGGCUUCAACUCCCCCGACCGCCCCCCCUGCUUCUUUCUUUAUCGGAGUUCGCCCGGUCCACGUGAUUUCUGUUUGUGCAGUGUUUCCGUGACAACAUCUGAAUAUCUUUUUUUUAAAGGAAGAAAAGUUAAAGCUAAAAAGAAAUAGCUUACAGUUUUUUUUAGUUUUUUUCAUGAGUAUGAUUGUAUGAAAUCAGGUGUCUGCCUGUGUGUGGGUGUGUGAGAGAGAGACUUUCUGCGACACACACAUUGCUUUGUCUUUCUGCAAGUUUGAGUUUCAGGUAGAUCCCAAGAACACAGAAAUGCAUGUUGUCUGUAGGUUGUACACACAGGCACACAUAUAGUUCACACACAAGCACACUCUAGUGCCUUUUCCCUGCUGGGUAGUUAUCUGUUCACAGUGUGCUCCAUAGCACUCUCUCUUGCUCUCUCCCUCACACACUCACACCUCCCUGCAUUGUCCCGCCACUAGGGAGUGCUCUCCAAUGUUGCGGUUUAUCAGAAUGUAUAAUGCAUGUGUAUGUUAAUGAUUGAUAUAUAUCAAACAAGGCCCAGGGAAAGGGGAAAGGGGAGGUCAAGCAGUCAAACACUAUAUAAAACUAGGCUGCUUGCUCCAUCUUAACUUUCCAACCUGGUCUUCAGUGUGGGAUCCAGUCAGCACAUACACACAUAUACACACACGUACAGGAGAGUUUUCGUCAUUAUCACCCCUUACGGAACGGCCCCAGUUCCACGUCUGGCUGCUGCUGCGUCUCCCCAUGGGAAGAAGGGGGGAGGAACAUUCCCCCCCCUCUCAAUCUUACCCACUCCUGCACCCUCCUUCCCCCCCGCCCACCUGGUCUCACCUCCUUUGAGAUUCCCCCACGUUCGCCAUCCCUAUCCCAUUCCCUCAACACGAUGCUUCUCUUCCUGUUAUUUCCCUGAGUGGGUUGCCAUGACGAUGCCGUGCCUUUUUUAAACCGCGAUUUAGAAUCACCUUUUCACACUGUACUUACUGUGGUCGCUCAGCUCCCUCUUCUAAGCCUCUGAAACAGAAAGGUGCUGAAAACAGAGAGAAAGUGCUUCAGCUCUCUGUUACUGGGCACUUUAGAUCAGACCAUCCCCCCACCUUUUGUUCACAGUUCUCUCUCUCUCUUUUUCCUGGGAAAAAUAGAUACUUGCCUUUGUUUCCUCAUUUUUUCAUUUAACCUUUAUUUUACCAGGUAGAUCAAUAAAGAUCAGAAUGUUAUUUACGGUGAUGGUCUGCUAUUGUUACAUUACCUGCCAUUGCUAAAUCACCUGGCAUUGUUAUAUGAUGGUCUGGCAUUGUUACAUCACCUGGCAUUGUUACAUGAUUGCCUGACAUUGUUACAUCACUUGGCAUUGUUACACGAUGGCCUGACAUUGUUACAUCACCUGGCAUUGUUACACGAUGGCCUGACAUUGUUACAUCACCUGACAUUGUUACAUCACCUGGCAUUGUUACAUGACGGCCUGACAUUGUUACAUCACCUGGCAUUGUUACAUGACGGCCUGACAUUGUUACAUCACCUGACAUUGUUACAUGAUGGCCUGACAUUGUUAUAUCAUGGCCUCGUAUUGUUACAUUUGCAUUUGCAGCUUACCUGCCCCCUUUAUUUGAGUUGUGAUACAGAUAUCUCUGAUAAUUGCACCUAAAUAUUAAGUAUGUGUUUAUGGGUGCAUAUCCUUUCACCCGAGGUGCUUUCUUUAGUUUAUAUCAAUAACAGCUGUUCUGCCACCCUUACAAUUUUUUAUAUGUGACAAGAGAACAAAAUUGAUGUGCAAUAUUUCACCAAAGAGUGUUAUGGCCAGUCAUUAUAUUGCUCCAGUUGUUGAUUCUGGGCCCUGUUUACUUUAAACAUAUGUUGUGGCUCAUAUUAAUGCCCUUCCAAACCACUGGAGGUUUUUAACCACAUUCUCGCAAAAGUGGUGCCUUGAUUGGCUCAUAGGCUCACUCUUAGGAAGCUCAUAGGCUCUACUGGCUUUCAGGAUUCAAAUGAUUAUCAUCCCAAACUCCCGUCUUCUCCCAUGGUGACCGGUUUCCCUUCCCUUCCAAUGCGACAUCCAAAACAGCGCAUGGAUUGGUUGCUGCACUGGGCUCAGCAAAUGCCACUGUCCGUCUGAUUGAAAUAUCAGUGAAUCGCAACAAGCCCUGCGGUCCCACUCACCUGCCUGUUCGCCACCAGCCCACAACACCGCUAGCCAUCUCUGAGCCUCUCAAUAGAACCUGGUGGAAACACCGCCACCUGCUGGUGGGUAAAGCGUCUGCGUUUUUAUUAAAGCUUUCUGCCAUGACUUGGAGUCUCUGACUCAUUCCGGAAGCUUCUGAGAGGUUUCUUAAAAUCUAAGAAUUUUUAAGGGUAUAAUGUAAGUGUGGUUGGGAGACGAGGGGGCAGAUAUGGGGGUUCUUGCGAUGCGCCCCCCUCCCCCCCGUCCCAAAGGCUGUCCAUCACAUCAGUCGGCCACUUAUUUACCAACGCCACACUGUACAUACUCUCAGCAUUUACUGCUCGUAGGACUGUCAUCAGUGUUAUGAUUAUUAUUUGAGCUGUCCUUUCCUUUUAUAACCACAAUUUAUGUGUGCGACAAAGGACUGUUUUUAUCUUAUGCUAUUGUAAAAAAAAAUAAACGUGAUGUUGAAAGGA
Messenger RNA from Conger conger (European conger), 5402 nucleotides. It is a transcript of the gene st3gal2, whose product is annotated as ST3 beta-galactoside alpha-2,3-sialyltransferase 2. The transcript is spliced from 6 exons. Gene Ontology annotation, molecular function: beta-galactoside (CMP) alpha-2,3-sialyltransferase activity. NCBI's taxonomy places the organism in Eukaryota, Metazoa, Chordata, Actinopteri, Anguilliformes, Congridae. The record is from RefSeq and is a predicted model, not a curated record. Bases 5 to 1060 code for a protein of 351 amino acids.